Molecule: messenger RNA, 5128 nt
Organism: Glycine soja
Lineage: Eukaryota; Viridiplantae; Streptophyta; Magnoliopsida; Fabales; Fabaceae
Product: SAC3 family protein B-like
Exons: 13
Coding region: 327-4856 (1509 amino acids)
Biological process (GO): mRNA export from nucleus
Cellular component (GO): cytoplasm; nucleus; transcription export complex 2
Source: RefSeq, a predicted model, not a curated record
AAUUUUGAUUUAGUUCAAUUGGCUUGCCUUCGUUCUUCCCUCUUCAACCCUCUCCUCACCACCUUGCCGAUUGUAAUUGAAUCACCACUUAUUAGGACUUUUCGAACUUCUCUCUUUACUGGACUUGGGAGAAUAAACGAAAACGAUACCUAGUUGUUGCGUUUCACUGUUACCCUGAACCAAAGUGAAGAAAGAAAAAAAGGGUCAUCAGAACAAGAAGAACAAGAAGAGGCUUCUGUUCUGUGCUAAAAACAAAAGAGUUGUUUUCAUUCGCUUCCAUCGUUCCCAUCAUAAUAAACGAAUACCAUUGAAGAAGAAGAAGAACAAUGUCAUCGUAUCAGGGAUUUGGGAAGAGUUCAGGACCCACCGCACCACUCAAAUCCCAACCCUAUUUCGGUCUCACUAACCCUUCUCCUUCACCUGUUCCUGCUCCUUCGUCGCAACCCACACCCAGAUCCAUUGACUCUUCCAGUUGGAGUGAUGGACAGAAACUGCUCUAUAAAGAUUUGGGUACCCAUAUUCCUGAAAGGCCAUCUCCAGUCACAACAUUUAUUGCUACACAUGAUUCCACAACUGGUGUUACAGCCAGAAUUUCAAGAUUUCCAAACCCAGAGAGAACCAGAUCUCCUCCUAUAUCAUAUUCAGAUUUGGAUACUGAUACUCCAGAAAGGCCAUCUCCAGUCACAACUUUUAUUGCUUCACGUGAUUCCGCAACUGGUGUUACAGCCAGAAUUUCAAGAUUUCCAAACCCAGAGAAAACCAGAUCUCCUCCUAUAUCAUAUGCAGAUUUGGAUAUUGAUACUCCAGAAAGGCCAUCUCCAGUCACAACAUUUAUUGCUUCACGUGAUACCGCAACUGGUGUUACUACCAGAAUUUCAAGAUUUCCCAACCCUGAGAGAACCAGAUCUCCUCCUAUAUCAUAUGCAGAUGUUGAAGCUUUGAGGAAUUCUGAUCAAACUGUUCUAAGAAAUAAGCCUUCUCUGUCUCCUCCUAGACUGGGAAGUACAUCAAAUGUUCCGAGGACUGUCCCUCAUUCUCAAAUUCACCAGAAAUCUUUCCCGUCUAAUGUUUCUGAAGCCACUGUAAGCAAGCCCAUCAGCUCCACUGCUCCUAAAAGAUCAAGAUCACCUCCUCCAUCAUUUGCAGCCAAUGUAACCCUUGAAGGAAACUCAAUUUCCUCAGAAGACAACUCUGAACGUGAAAUGUUAGCCAAGGCAAAGCGUUUAGCUCGGUUCAAGGUAGAACUAAGCAAAUCUGAACAAAAUAAUGAUGAUAUUCCCAAUCAGACGGCUUUUGCAAAUAGACAUGAACAAUCUGUGUUGGAGCAGAAAUAUGUGAGAGGGAAUUUAAUGGAUUCAGCUAGAAACUUUACCAAUGGUCUUGCUGUUUCUGACAAUGAAGGCUUGGAAACAUCCAAUUUAAUUAUUGGCUUAUGUCCAGAUAUGUGUCCUGAGUCAGAAAGGGGAGAACGAGAAAGAAAAGGGGAUCUUGACCAAUAUGAACGUGUGGAUGGGGAUAGAAAUGUAACUAGCAGACUUCUUGCAGUUAAGAAGUAUACUAGGACAGCAGAGAGGGAAGCCAUUUUGAUCCGGCCUAUGCCUAUCCUGCAAAAGACAAUUGAUUAUCUGCUCACUUUGCUAGAUCAGCCUUAUGAUGAAAGGUUUCUUGGUGUAUACAACUUCUUGUGGGAUAGGAUGAGAGCAAUUCGAAUGGACCUCAGAAUGCAGCACAUUUUCAAUCAAAGGGCUAUUACUAUGCUGGAACAGAUGAUAAAAUUACAUAUCAUUGCAAUGCAUGAAUUAUGUGAAUACACUAAAGGAGAAGGAUUUUCCGAGGGCUUUGAUGCUCAUCUCAAUAUUGAACAGAUGAACAAAACUUCAGUUGAUCUGUUCCAGAUGUAUGAUGAUCACAGAAAGAAAGGAAUCAAUAUUCCCACCGAAAAAGAGUUUCGAGGCUAUUAUGCUCUUCUUAAACUGGAUAAGCACCCUGGUUAUAAAGUUGAACCUGCAGAGCUCUCACUUGAAAUUGCUAAGAUGACUCCAGAGAUUAGGCAGACUCCAGAAGUUCUAUUUGCUCGCAGUGUAGCAAGAGCGUGCCGAACAGGUAAUUUUAUUGCCUUCUUUCGGCUUGCAAGAAAAGCAACUUAUCUUCAAGCAUGUCUAAUGCAUGCUCACUUUUCUAAGUUGCGUACCCAGGCACUUGCUUCUCUGCAUUCUGGUCUACAGAAUAGCCAAGGUCUCCCUGUUGCUCAUGUUGCUAACUGGCUUGCUAUGGAGGAUGAAGGUAUAGAGGGUCUCUUGGAGUAUCAUGGAUUCUUGCUAAAAACAUUUGAAGAGCCAUACAUGGUGAAGGAAGGCCCAUUUCUCAAUGUUGAUGUUGACUUUUCCACAAAGUGUUCAAAACUUGUGCUCAAGAAAAGGUCUGGAAGGAUAAUCGAGGAUGUUUCACCCUCAAUUCAAGCUGAAUCACCACGUGUUGAGACUGUGAAAGAGAUUCAGAUGAGGAAGGUAUACAAGCAUGAACCACAAGUAGUUUCAGCUGUUGAAAAUGAUACUUCUGUGCAGAUACUUGAUGAGGAAAUUCCAGACGCUGAAGCUAUUUUCUCCCCAAAGGAUAGUAAAUCAGGAAAGGCAUUUAAGGAUGUUCAGGACAAUCGAAAAGAUCACAAUAUGUCCACUACUAGUCCAUCACUGUUGAGCUUCCCUUUUCCUAAUAUUAUACCUGAACCACAACUUCCUAGAAUUGACGUUUUCAAGGAUACCAAUUCCGAUUUAAUUGCAAGAGGUUCUCCAAAGAGAAACUUGCCGUCUAAUGUUGAUGGAAGGCCAUUGGAGAUUGUACCCAAAGCAGCUCCACCAGAAAGUUCAUUAGGGAAUAGUUUUUUUGUGCCACCUCCUGUGGCCCAGGGUAUAUCCAAGGAUGAGUCUCUGAUUAUUCACCAAGAACAUCACGAUGAAAUUGAUGAAGUUAGAGAAAAUUGUCAAGAUGAAGAAAUUGCUGAGGCCAAGCUGAAGUUGUUCUUAAGGUUAUGGAGGAGGCGAGCAUCAAAAUUAAGAAGAUUACGGGAAGAGAGGCAAUUAGCAUCAAAUGCUGCACUAAACUCGAUGCCAUUGGGCCCCCCAAUUCAACAUUAUAUUAAUCGACCUGGUAACUUCAACAAGUUUGACAUUGAUAUAGCUAUGAGGGAGAGAUAUGAAAACCAGGAAAAAUCAUGGUCAAGACUUAAUGUUUCCAAUAUAGUUGCUGAUACACUAGGCCGAAGAAAUCCAGAUGCUAAAUGCUUGUGCUGGAAGAUCAUUCUAUGCUCUCAGAUGAACAGUGGAUAUGAAAUGGGAGAGGCAGGCACUUGGUUGACCUCAAAGUUCAUGCCUUCUAGUGAUGAAGAUGCGGUUAUUUCAUCUCCUGGCUUGGUAAUAUGGAGGAAAUGGAUUUCUAGUCAAUCUGGCAUCAACCCUACCUGCUAUCUCUCUGUAGUUAGGGAUACAGCAUUUGGUAGUCUAGAUGAGGCGGUAUCUGGGGCAGGUGCGGUUAUGUUUCUUGUGUCUGAGAGCAUCUCAUGGGAACUUCAGAGAUCUCAUCUUCAUAAUCUUCUGAUGUCAAUUCCCUCUGGGGCCUGCUUGCCUCUGCUGAUCUUAUGCAGCUCAUACGAUGAAAGGUUCUCUUCUGCUAUUAUCAAUGAGCUGGGUCUUCAAAGCAUUGAUAAAUUGAAGAUUAGUAGCUUUCUGCUUGUUUUUCUUAGUGAAAACCAGCAGCAGAUGGAACACUUGGGUGGAUUUUUCAGUGAUACACGAUUAAGGGAAGGGCUGCAAUGGCUGGCAGGUGAAUCACCCUUGCAACCCAACCUUGGCUGUGUGAAAAUACGAGAACUUGUUCACGCCCAUCUUAAUUCUUUCUCAGAGAUGCUGGACAUUGCCAUUAACUCCAACGUGGGUCCUAAUGACUAUGUUUCAUUGUUCAAUGAAGCCUUAGAUCGUUCAACUAAAGAAAUUAUUGCUACUGCCAAUUCAAAUCCUACUGGUUGGCCUUGUCCAGAAAUUGGUUUACUUGACAAGUUUUGUGAUGAAGAUAGAGUAGUAAAAAUGUGCUUGCCAACUUUGGGGUGGAGCUCAAGUGUGAAAACCGAACCAACUAUUUGUGCUUUGCAAAACUGUAAGCUCCCUAAUUUCCCUGAUGAUAUAUCAUGGUUGGCCAGAGGUUCUAAAGUUGGACAUGAGAUUGAAAGCCACAGGAUACAGCUUGAGAAUUGCUUGAUCCAGUACUUGGCUCAUACUAGUAAGACGAUGGGAAUUUCUUUGGCAACAAAAGAGGCGCGUGUCACAAUGCAAAGCUGUGCUAGACUUGAGCUGCGUGGCUCAAGCUACCAUGUAGUUCCACAUUGGGGUAUGAUUUUUCGUCGAAUUUUCAACUGGCGUUUAAUGGGUUUAUCUAGCAGGGAAGUCUCCAUGGCUUACAUCGCAGAAUGCCAUCAUGUUGCUCUUCCAAAUGUGAGCUCCGAAACAUGGCUGUCUUAUUAUCCAGAUGCGUCUUUAGAUGAAAUAAUCAGUGUUAGCUGUAACUCUCCUCUUCCCGUUAAUGAUCAGCUGAGGCCGGAUGCCCUUCAAAGUCCUCCACAUAGGGAUUCAAAUGAUGUAUUCCAUGAGACUGUUAACGUGAUGGAUACUGAAAGCAAUCUUCCACUUGAUAAAUUACCUAGCAUGGAUACAACUGGAACAUAUGGUUUAUACAGUGCUAAUUCUAACAGUGGAGCAUUAACGAAUGGGAAACCAACCAAAGAAGCUGACAAGUUAAGCAAAUUAUUGGAGCAAUGUAACUUGCUGCAGGAUGGCAUAGAUAAGAAGCUUUUUUUAUACUUUUAAUAGGCACGUGAUUUCUAUGUUUCUAUUUUUUGUAUGUAUCCUCAACUAAAGUAAAAGAAAAAACAAUCAAAUGUUGAUUUGUAGGAAAUUUUGUACAACAAAGUAAAAUUAUAGUUUUUUAUUUUCUUUUGCUGUUUCAUUUCCUUCCCAUCUCCGAGUUCACAAGGGUGACAUGGACUUGAGGAGAAUGAAGCCACUCGCGCGAAACUAUUGGAAUUGAAGAAACAUGCUUUUCUAGUAUUAUAAAUGGUCCCAUAUUUGAUUAUUCAAAA